Pyrenophora tritici-repentis Pt-1C-BFP is the source of this 1161-nucleotide messenger RNA. RefSeq lists its product as uncharacterized. Lineage: Eukaryota; Fungi; Ascomycota; Dothideomycetes; Pleosporales; Pleosporaceae. The record is from RefSeq and is a predicted model, not a curated record.
AUGGAAGAAGAGAGUGGGUUUGAUAUAGACAAGGUGUCACCGAUAUGGAUUGUCACGGCACUCUGCAUUGUCCCACUCGGGCUGUACUACAUGCUUAACCUACUUAGUCCGCUGAUGCAUCGCUUCACAGAUAUGAAGAUAUCUGAGAUAUACGUCUACCCCAUCAAAUCCCUACGAACACUGCCAAUGAAAGAAGCCAUCGCAACCCCCCAGGGCUUCAAGCACGACCGAACAUUUAUGCUCCUCCAGAAAACCGACUCAGGCUACAAAAACAUGGCCGUAUCAAACUACCCCGAAAUGACUCAAUUCCUGCAAAUCCUGGACCUGGUCAAAUCCACAAUCACAGUAACAUACCUGGCCUACGGCGACAACUCGAAGCAAUCCACCAUCCAAGUGCCCUUAAUCCCGGAUACAGAACCCCUAGACCCCAUAGAAAUAACCAUGCACUCUAGCCCCACAUCCGCCUACAUCAUGCCCGACAACUACAACACAUGGUUUAGUUCGCAUCUCGGAUACCCCGUGCUUCUCGUCUACCUCUCCACCAACCGCCGCCGCGUGCUAUUCCAGGACAUGCAAACCACGGAACCCUCAACUCUAUCACGCACUAUCAAAACAUACAUUCCCAUCCCCACCGCCCUCCUCCCCAGCAGCCUCCUCCCGCCUCCCACCUCACCCCCCAAAAUCACCUUUGCGGACUGCGCCCCCUACCUCAUCUGCAGCAAAACCUCUCUCUCUAACGUCUCCGACCGGCUACCCCCGGGCAGCACAAUGGACAUUACCAAAUUCCGCCCCAACCUCGUAGUCAGCGGCGCGGCCGAACCAUUCGAAGAAGACUACUGGGCACGGGUGUUGGUGGGUGGCAAAACAGAGAUUUUACUGAAACAUAAUUGCGUAAGGUGUAAGAGUAUUAAUGUGGAUUAUGGGACGGGAAAGCCGGGGCAGGGCCCUGAGGGCGAGGUGCUGAAGAAGUUGCAGGGGGAUCGCAGGGUGGAUCAGGGAAUGAGAUGGAGUCCGGUUUUUGGGAGGUAUGCGUUUUGGGGUGGAGGUGAGAAUGGAAAAAAAGGAAAGGCGGAGGAGGUAGUGUGGAGGGUUGGGGAUCGGGUUAGGGUUGUGGGGACUAAUAACCGGAGGACGGUUUCCAGUUGGCCGAACUUAGGAUAA